Camelina sativa (false flax) is the source of this 1136-nucleotide messenger RNA. RefSeq lists its product as uncharacterized. The record is from RefSeq and is a predicted model, not a curated record. Lineage: Eukaryota; Viridiplantae; Streptophyta; Magnoliopsida; Brassicales; Brassicaceae.
UAGCAAAUUACAUGUUCUACUUCACAUACAGAUCUGUGACUUCCCUUCUUCUAUUGUGAGAAAGAGAUAAAAAAAAAUGGAGACAAAGAGUGAAGAGAAGCUAAGUGUCAUCGAACUACUAAUACGAGCUGUGAAGAUACUCUUUGGUAACAUCAAUCUCGCUCUUUUCCUCUUCCUCUGCUCUCUCCCACUGUUUUGUUUCUUGAUCUUCUUCGAGCUCUCCCUCCAAACCACUGUCUCACUCGCUUCUCGAUACCUCUAUAAGCUAGUCACUUCUGACGAGGACUUGUCGGAGAAUGAUCUAAUUCCAUGGUUGAUUCACACAUCUCUGCUCUACUUCAUUCCCUACACCUUUCUUGACCUCUUUACCACCACCACAAUCGUUGCAGCAUCUUCGAUUAUUUACACGUCUCAGGAAGAACCAUUGGGACUACUUUAUUUGGUACGGAGAUCUGUCAAAAUAUGUCAGAACAGAACAGGAGGUUGUCUGAUCACAUCUCUCUAUGUCCUUGUCUUGUCAACCUCUGUUUUAUUCGGUGUUUUAUCUGGUUCGACCGCCUACUUAUUGAUUGUUUCUCUCACAAUCGAGCACCAAAUAUUCCUUAAAGAAUCAGUGGUCUUGGCCCUCUUGGCAGUGUUGUUCGAUGUGGUGGUUAUUCUCAUUCACGGAACUGUCUUCAUAGUUCUGGCUACAAAGUUCUGCAAGUGGAGCGCGGGAUGGAACAUUAGUAUGGUUGUUUCGGUCUUAGAGGAGGAUGAAGAUGGUAAAGGCAUCUACGGAAGUAAUGCUCUGUCACUUUCGGCUUGGUAUGUAAGAGGCCAAGAAAAGCGUGACGUAGGGAUGAUGCUAUUGUUCUUCGUCGGUGCUUUCCUGAUGAGGAUGCCAUGUAUUUACUUCCAAUGCAGUGAGAGUCUUAAUGGGAACGGAGUGUUGUACACUGGUCUCUAUGUGGGUUUGAUUUGUCUCGGGAAUGUGGUUAAAUGGGUGUCCUGUGUUGUUUGUUAUCAUGAUUGUAACACAAGGGCUCUGAAGAAAAAGGUUGAUGUGGAGAUUGGAUCAAAAGCUAAGGCUUUUGUUGCUACAUAGAGAAAUUGUUUUGUGACCAAAAUCUUAAUAUCAAUCAUGUUUUUGCUCA